AUGUCUUGGACGCCAUUAAUUAAUUUUUGCGAUAUUUUGGAAGCUAUUAGUCAGGUGUACCUGUUCAAAACUUUCCAAAUCAUUUGCAAAAAAUGGGUUGAGCUAGCAGCAAACGAAGUCAAUAACAGGCCAAAAAGGAACCAACAUAGACUAGUGCUAAAAGACACCCCUAGAUCUGCAAAGUAUACAUACCAACUAACUGCACUACCCACAACAGAAACACCUACUGUUUUAGAUGCCCAUAUGGAUAACCCUCAAUAUGAUAUAUAUUUAUACAGUCCAACUUCGGGUUGCAGAAACACCUACCGUUAUGGAUGUCCAUGGUUUACAUUCCAACUACCGGUUGCAGUUAAUCUC
Molecule: messenger RNA, 357 nt
Organism: Iphiclides podalirius (scarce swallowtail)
Lineage: Eukaryota; Metazoa; Arthropoda; Insecta; Lepidoptera; Papilionidae
Source: the annotation of a GenBank genome assembly